Messenger RNA from Arxiozyma heterogenica, 2871 nucleotides. RefSeq names its product trifunctional formate-tetrahydrofolate ligase/methenyltetrahydrofolate cyclohydrolase/methylenetetrahydrofolate dehydrogenase MIS1 (gene MIS1). The coding region runs from base 1 to 2871 and encodes 956 amino acids. Gene Ontology annotation, biological process: tetrahydrofolate interconversion. Gene Ontology annotation, cellular component: mitochondrion; cytosol. NCBI's taxonomy places the organism in Eukaryota, Fungi, Ascomycota, Saccharomycetes, Saccharomycetales, Saccharomycetaceae. The record is from RefSeq and is a predicted model, not a curated record. Gene Ontology annotation, molecular function: formate-tetrahydrofolate ligase activity; ATP binding; methylenetetrahydrofolate dehydrogenase (NADP+) activity. The transcript has a single exon.
AUGCUGAGCCCUACUUCUAUCUCUUCCAAAAGUUUGUCAUUUCAGACAAAUUUAAGGCUUCUUUACCAUACAAUCUCCGGUAAAAAAGUAGCCGAGUCUAUCAGGGAACAGAUUAAACAAAACAUAAUCAAUUUGAGAAGGAAGAACCCAUUGUUCGUUCCGAACUUGAGAAUAAUUCAGGUCGGAAAUAGACCAGAUUCAUCUACUUAUGUUAGGUCCAAAGAAAUAGCUGCUAAGAAAUGUUUUAUGAAUUCAACUACCGACCAUCUACCUAAUGACAUCACUGAAGAAGCUUUGCUUAACCGCAUAAAAGAAAUCAAUUCUGAUCCGUCUAUUCAUGGGUUAAUGAUACAGUUGCCUUUGCCUGCUCAUUUGAAUGAAGAAAGGAUCACUGAUGCUAUCAACCCAACGAAGGAUGUCGAUGGGUUAACCACAUAUAAUGUUGGCCAAUUGACUAAGAAAAACGGAAACCCAUACUUCUUACCUUGCACACCACAUGGAAUCAUAAAAUUGUUAAAAUCUGAAAAUAUUCAAAUUAAGGGCAAAUUGGCAGUUGUCUUAGGUCGUUCUGAUAUUGUUGGUGUUCCAAUUGCUACUCUUCUAAGAAAUGAAAAUGCCACCGUUAUAAACUGUCAUAGUGCCACUACUAACUUGAAAGAGCUUCUUGGAUUAGCUGACAUUAUAAUUGCUGCUUGCGGUAUACCAAAUUUUGUAAAAGGUGAAUGGUUAAAAGAAGGGUCUAUAGUCAUUGAUGUCGGGAUUAAUUAUAUUAAAGAUCCAACCAAAAAAUCUGGUCAACGUUUGGUUGGUGAUGUCGAGUUUGAGUCUGCUAAGAAUAAAGCAUCCUAUAUUACUCCGGUACCAGGUGGUGUGGGUCCAAUGACAGUCACUAUGCUAAUGAAUAACGUUUAUAAUGCUGCUAAAAAAAGUUUUACUGAAGGAUCAACUGUCAAAAUUGAACCUUUGCCAUUAAUUACAAAAUCCCCAGUCCCAUCUGAUUUUGAAAUUUCAAAAGAUCAACAACCAAAACCAAUUCAAAAAUUGGUCAAUGAACUACAAAUCAAACCAAAGGAAGUGGACUUGUAUGGUGAGUAUAAAGCUAAGAUUUCUCCAUCCAUAUUAGAUAGAUUAAAGGAUAGACAAAAUGGUAAAUACAUACUUGUCGCUGGUAUUACACCAACUCCACUUGGUGAAGGUAAAUCUACCACUACAGUCGGGCUAGUUCAAGCUUUGACUGCCCAUUUAAAUAGACCUACUAUUGCCACAUUGCGUCAACCUUCCAUGGGUCCAACUUUUGGUGUUAAAGGAGGUGCUGCAGGUGGUGGUUAUUCACAGGUAAUCCCAAUGGAUGAAUUCAAUUUACAUUUGACUGGUGAUAUUCAUGCUAUUGGUGCCGCAAACAAUUUACUGGCCGCCGCUGUUGAUACAAGAAUGUUCCAUGAAAUAACCCAGAAGAAUAAUGUCACCUUUUAUAAGAGAUUGGUACCUACCAAGAAUGGUUCAAGGAAAUUUACUCCCUCAAUGUUGAAAAGGUUACAAAAAUUGGGUAUCAAUAAGACAAAUCCAGAUUCUUUGACACCAGAAGAAAUCAAUAAAUUUGCUAGAUUAAACAUUGAUCCUGAGCAAAUAGUUGUAAAAAGAGUAGUUGAUGUUAACGACCGUAUGUUGCGUCAAAUCACUAUUGGUGAGGCACCAACUGAAAGGGGUAUUACUCGUUCUACUGGAUUUGAUAUUACUGUUGCAUCGGAAUUAAUGGCUAUUUUAGCUUUAUCUAGAGAUCUAGUAGAUAUGAGAGAAAGAAUCGGCAAAAUUGUCGUUGCUUUCAACAGAGAAGGCAACCCAAUUACAGCUGAUGAUAUUGAAUGUGCUGGCGCAUUAACUGCCUUAUUAAAGGAUACUAUUAAACCAAACCUGAUGCAAACUUUGGAAGGUACUCCUGUCUUGGUCCAUGCUGGUCCAUUUGCCAAUAUUUCGAUUGGUGCAUCCUCCGUUAUCGCUGACCGUAUCGCUUUAAAGCUUGUUGGUAAGGAUAAAAACAGUAUUACUAACCAAGGUUAUGUUGUCACAGAAGCUGGUUUUGAUUUCACUAUGGGUGGUGAACGUUUCUUAAAUAUUAAGUGUCGUUCAUCUGGGUUAUCUCCUGAUGCUGUUGUCCUAGUAGCUACUGUUAGAGCAAUAAAAUCUCAUGGUGGUGCUAGUAAUGUCAAACCAGGUCAACAAUUACCUCAAGAAUACGUUACAGAACAUACUGAUUACGUUGCUGCUGGUGUCUCUAAUUUGAUUAAACAAAUUAAAAACGUAAAGCAAUAUGGCAUUCCAGUCGUUGUCGCAAUUAAUAAAUUUGAAAGUGACACUGAAAAAGAAAUUGAAAUAAUUAGAAAGGCUGCUAUUGAAGCUGGCGCCAUCGAUGCUGUUACAUCUACUCAUUUCACAGAUGGUGGUAAAGGAUCCAUAGAUCUAGCUUAUGCUGUUAUCAAAGCUGCUGAACAAUCAAAAUCCUUCAAUUACUUAUAUAAUAGCGAACAAAGUAUUGAGGAAAAGAUUGAAACUAUUGUCAAGAAGAUGUAUGGUGGUGCAACCAUCAAAAUUUCUCCAGAAGCACAAAGAAAGAUCGAUGUAUAUGAAAAACAAGGGUUUGGUAACUUACCAAUAUGUAUUGCCAAGACUCAGUAUUCAUUAUCCCAUGAUGCUAGCUUAAAGGGCGUUCCAUCUGGUUUUACUUUCCCAAUCCGUGAUGUAAGAAUCUCUGCUGGUGCAGGUUACUUCCAAGUGUUAGCUAAUGAAAUCCAAACUAUUCCGGGGUUGUCUACGUAUGCUGAGUAUAUGAACGUUGAAAUUACUGAAAAUGGUGAUAUUGAAGGCCUAUUUUAA